This is a messenger RNA of Dissoconium aciculare CBS 342.82, 935 nucleotides long. RefSeq lists its product as uncharacterized. The record is from RefSeq and is a predicted model, not a curated record. The transcript has a single exon. Bases 95 to 643 code for a protein of 182 amino acids. Lineage: Eukaryota; Fungi; Ascomycota; Dothideomycetes; Mycosphaerellales; Dissoconiaceae.
GUUCACGAGAUCAAGAAAGCAAGCUCGUUUCGAUGACCGAACGAUUCCCACCACCGAGAGGGUCAUUCGCAGGGAUUGUGGCACGGGAGAGAUUAUGGACGGCAGCCAGGUGGGAUCGAGAGCUCGCCUCGAGGGCGCCACGUCCAAGAACGAUUGUCAUUCUCCAACGCCGUGUGCAUUCCUUUUUCUUUCGCAUGGAGGUGUGCCAUCUCCACAACACCAACCUCAACUCGGGCGAAGGGUGUAUCAUUCAAUUGCAUCUGGCACGAAGAACGGUUCCCGGUGGCUUGUGGGCGUCAAUAAACGUGGUGAUGGGACGGGAAGAGGUGGUUCGAAGAUGGCAAUCGGCGGCAAGGAAGGGGUGUGGUGCCUGGGGAAGUGCGUCAAUAUAUAUCGCUCAAUGGAACGCGAAUGCAAGCCACGCCGUCGUUGGUGUCAUCGCUGGAUAAGUGUGCAUGUUCUGUGUCCAUCCUCGAAGCACCAAUGUGUAAGCCGAGCAGCGACGAGAGUAGGCACAUCUUGUGGAAGACAAAGUACCGCCAUGAGUCUUGUUCGAGGAAGCAGUGCUGUCAGCGUGUUCCGAUGGAAGAAGUUCGUAUACUUGAAGUUGUUGACAACAGUUAAUCAACAGAGAUCGUCGUGAAGAUGUCUUGUCAGAGUCAAUUGCCAAGGGAAAAGGCAGCUGUUUUCUACAAUCCUGAACGCAGUGGGGAUGUUGCUGUGCCACAUGGAUGCAGAUUUGCAACCUCUAGCUGGAUGGCAAUCACCUCGGGGAUGUAUUUGAUGCGCAUGGCAGAGGACUCUCGGAGGUGUCAUGUCGGACGCCACGCAUAUUCAUGCUUCCAGGAGCAAGCAUCAUCCUUGUUGCUUGGAUACGCUGACCAACAUCAGGGGCUGAUCGAAUCGUCGGCCCGGUCGACAUGCUACCUAUGUCU